Messenger RNA from Crotalus tigris (Tiger rattlesnake), 2039 nucleotides. RefSeq names its product olfactory receptor 14A16-like. Bases 197 to 1309 code for a protein of 370 amino acids. The record is from RefSeq and is a predicted model, not a curated record. Gene Ontology annotation, biological process: G protein-coupled receptor signaling pathway. The transcript has 2 exons. NCBI's taxonomy places the organism in Eukaryota, Metazoa, Chordata, Lepidosauria, Squamata, Viperidae. Gene Ontology annotation, cellular component: membrane. Gene Ontology annotation, molecular function: G protein-coupled receptor activity; olfactory receptor activity; odorant binding.
UGGUAAAACUUUUUAAAAAUGGACUGAACAAAACAAAAUCUCUUGUGACCCAAUUAAUACAAUUUGAAGGCUAUUUUAAUAGCUGUUGUUUGGACUAAAGUCAAUGUAAAGUUUGAAUUCCAAUGUCAAAUGCAUAAUUUCAGUCAGUACUGAUCAACUGAGAAAUGAACUCCUUGGGAAUAGCUACAGACUUUCCAUGGAUGAAAAUUGUUCCCAUCUCUCUAGCACUACCAGGUGUGACAAAAUGAUAUUCAAAGUGUUCCAGCCCAUUGUGAAUCCUGCUACAUUGAAAAGGAGUCUGAUCUUUCAGGUUUUUUUUCACAGACUGCAAAGAGGAAAUAGCACUAUGGAAAAUCAAUCAGGAGUUGGUGAAUUCCUUCUGCAUGGAUUCCCUGACACUAAGGAGCUAAGAAUAGUUCAUAUCACCAGUUUUUUAGUAAUUUAUUUGGUAGCACUCACUGAGAAUCUCAUUAUUAUCACCGUCAUUCUUCACAGUCAUCAACUUCACUCACCCAUGUAUUUUUUUCUAGCCAACCUAUCUUUCCAAGAUCUUGGUUCCAUCUCUGUCACAGUUCCUAAAUCACUACUGAAUUCUUUGAUGAACACUGAAACUAUUUCUUACUCUGGGUGUCUCUGUCAAAUUUUCUUCUUUGUUUUCUUUGUAAUGUCUCAUCUCUUCCUCCUUGUCGUCAUGGCAUAUGAUCGUUAUGUAGCCAUCUGCAAUCCACUACAUUAUGAGAUAGCAAUGAACAAAAAAGUCUGUGUCCAAAUGGCAACCAAUGCAUGGAUGGGUGGCCUUUUCUACUCUGCUCUCUAUACUGGAAAUUUAUUCACAAUGGAAUUCUGUUCCAGAGUCAUCAAUCAAUUCUUCUGUGACAUUCCUCAGUUGCUCCAGAUCUCCUGCUCUGAUUCAUACUUCACCAAAUUCUGGACUCUCAUCUUUGGUUCUUGUUUAGGAUUCAUUCAGUUUGCUGUAAUUGCUUUUUCUUACAUGCAGAUCUUCAGAGAAGUUUUUAGAAUCCCAUCCUCCCAAGGAAAACAAAAGGCCUUGUCUACUUGCUUACCCCAUCUCACAGUCAUUUGUUUGUUUGCGGUAAGUGGUACCCUUGCCUAUUUCAGUCCAACAUCUACCACCUCUUCAGCCUUAUAUCCAUUUAUAUCAAUAUUUUACUGUGUGGUACCGCCACUCUUAAACCCACUAGUUUAUAGCAUGAGGAAUAAGGAACUCAAAAUGGCAUUCUGGAAACAAAUUCUCAAUAUUUGUCCUAAUUCCUUGUGCAAAAAUCAUUCUUGGUUUCAACUAUUCUGAUAAACUGUAACAUAGACAUGUUGUCAUCAGAAACAUAUACAUUUCAUGUCAAUGUGUAAAUUUAGCAUAUGCGUCUCAUCCCUAUGCAUGUUUCAUCAAGAUAGAAAUUAUUUUUACCAGGUAUAAUUCCCAGUAAAUCUGCCUAUAAUUGUAACAUAAAUCUCUUCCAUUAAAUAUCUAAUGAAAUAUAGAUUUAUCAAUAAUGUAUUAUUUUUUCUGUUUAUUUUUUAAUGCUAUGAGGAAAAAAUAUCUUACCAUUUUGCUUAUUACAUAUGCAUAUAAUUGCAGGAAUGGCUAGUUUUUUCUACAGUCAUCCAUCCAUGUUAACUACGUGGCAAUGGAUUACAAUGAUGUUUCAUUUAUUGUGGAGAUAUUUUAAAGGACUUUGUUUGGCAAGCAAGUUUCUUUUACAAAACCUGGCAUAGUGCAUAGGGAAAAAGGGGAAUAUGAGUGAGAAUAAAAUUUGCAGAAAUUAUAAAUUAUUUGUUUAUGCCCCACGUUGUAGAAAGGUGGAAUUGAACUGUUUGAAGUAUCUGUAUUUAAGCAGUGGUCUCUGAACCUCUAUUUAAUGCAUCAAGGACUUACUUUAAUUUCAGAUUUUAGGCAAGCAGUAAACCAAAACUAAAGGGUAAAAUCCAACAAAUUUGUAAGUACAUCAUGAUCAAUGAAGUGUCAGUUCUACUAGAAAGAAGUACUCAGCAUUAUUUUAAAAUAAAUAAAUAAAAACAAA